UUGAAGACCCUACACUUUAUUAAUCUUUCCUCGCCACAAAACUCAAUAGCCCUAAAAUUUUCCCGCCUAAUCUCCCUGUUCUAAGAUUCUCAGCUCCAGAACUACAAGCACUAAAACCUAAUCCUCACCACUCCACACUAUCACACUUCUCUCGCCCCCAUCGCCCCAAUUCCGGCCACCGUCACCACCAGAUCCACAACACCACCUUUGUUGCCUCUCUCGCUAUCACAGCAGAGCUCCUCCACUCCACCAUCACAUCAUCAACAACUUCUACCCGAUUAUUCUUUCUUUUUCAUUGACGCUUGGACUAUUGUAUCUACAGCAUCAAGCAAAAGGUGUAGACCAGAUGAUGGAAGUUGAUAAUGGAAGGGAUGACAUGUCGAUCGAUGGCCAAAGCCUGGGAAAUGGUGUCCCAGGUGGAUUUAAUGCUAGCUAUCUUAAACUUUACUAUGGAAAGCUUUUCCCUUAUGCUGAUAUUUUCAAAUGGCUUUCCUAUGGAAAUGAUGGGAAGCAUCCUGCAUGUGACAAGUCCUACUUUGGUCGAAGAGAGUUCUCUUUCACGCUGGAUAAUGACAUUUAUCUGCGGUUCCAGUCUGUCAACAAUGAGUUUGAACUGGAGAAUACCAUAAAAGAAAAAUGUCCAUUUAAAAUAGAUAUUGGCCCUGUUUACAGUGUGGAUCCUGCAAAGAGGCAUGCCUAUUCCCAAAGUGGUGAUAAUGUUUUUACACCUGUGGAGAGGGAGCUAAUUUUUGAUAUUGAUAUAUCAGAUUAUGAUAAUGUUAGAUAUUGCUGCUCAGGAGCUGAUGUUUGCUUGGACUGCUGGCCUCUAAUGACUGUUGCUAUUAAAGUGAUUGAUGCUUCGCUCAGAGAUGACUUUGGUUUCAAUCACAUUCUCUGGGUUUUUAGUGGUCGACGUGGUGUCCAUUGCUGGGUUUGUGAUGGAAAAGCAAGGAGGUUGACCAAUGAACAGAGGGCAGCUAUUGCUGAUUAUUUCCGAGUAUACAAGGGCAAUGAAAAUAGUAAUAAAAGGGUUUCUCUGACUGGUCCUGUUCUUCAUCCUUUCCUUGUGAGAUCUUAUACUGAAGUUCUCAAGGACUUUUUUGAGACAAAAUUGCUUUCCAGUCAAAAUCUAUUUUCAACUGAAGAGAGAUAUGGGAAGAUUUUGGAGAUGAUUCCAGAUGAAUCUGUUACUUCUGAGCUUCAGGGAAAGUGGCAGAAUAAUAAACGAUCCUCCAUUUCAAAAGAAGACAUUAAUCUUGUUCGAUGGGAGCAGCUAAAGCAUUCAUUACAAUCUGGACAAAAGAAGGCACAAGGACUUCGUAGAUGUGUUGAAGAGAUUGUGUUCUCUUUUACUUAUCCUAGGAUUGAUAUGGAGGUCUCAAAACACAUGAACCAUUUGCUGAAGGCACCUUUCUGUAUUCAUCCAAAAACAGGACGUGUUUGUGUACCUAUUGACCCAAAACAUUGUGAAGAAUUUGAUCCUACUGUGGUACCAACACUUUCCCAGCUUUUGGAAGAACUUAACAUGGGAGGAGUUGGAGCAGAUGAUGACAAAGAAUGUGAUAGAACCUCGCUUGGAAAAUCACUCAGCUUUUUCAGAUCGUCAUUCUUGCGACCUCUUCUAAAAUCUUGCAAGGAAGAGAUGGAGAGUUUACAUAAUGCGAAACUGCAGCAGUCAAAGAAUUCACUGAGUUGGUAAAUGCUUUCCCAAGUCAUUUCAUCUUGUAUGGAGAAGGUCCUGUUGCAUGUUGCUCUGCCCAACGAUACCAAACAGUAUAUAUAAUUAUGUUGCAGUGUAACUUAACGUAUAGAUGUCUUGCUUUCUGCUUUUCUGUAUAAUCAUUAGCACCCCAUGUGACCUGAUUUCUCUGUUUUCUCUAUAUACCUCAAACUGUACGUACCAUUCAAACCAUGAACAACAAUGGAUGUUGGUUGCCUUUCCUUUUCCA
Hevea brasiliensis (rubber tree) is the source of this 1949-nucleotide messenger RNA. RefSeq lists its product as uncharacterized. Bases 347 to 1699 code for a protein of 450 amino acids. The transcript is spliced from 17 exons. Gene Ontology annotation, biological process: DNA replication, synthesis of primer. Gene Ontology annotation, cellular component: alpha DNA polymerase:primase complex. The record is from RefSeq and is a predicted model, not a curated record. NCBI's taxonomy places the organism in Eukaryota, Viridiplantae, Streptophyta, Magnoliopsida, Malpighiales, Euphorbiaceae.